AUGGCAAGAGAGCCUGAAGAAUUGUCUACGGCAGGAUUUGUCGUUCUUAUGGGUCAAGCUAUGCAAGUACCUGUAUUACGUCUUAGCUCAUCAAAUCCUUUACUAAGUUUUGUUUCAAUCUUUUUUGCAACAACGGCAUUAAGUGAUUUAGUGCCGCUUUUGGCUGAGAAUUGGAAGCAUUUUGAAAUCCUAGUUCCGUUUAGGUUAUUUGUUUACUUUGCAUUGGCUGCAUACAUCUACUUUGUCCCAACAAGUCUUUUAAGCAAUAGUUUGACUAUUACUUACCUCAUGUUUGAAAUCUGGUGCAAUUUUCUCAUCUAUAAUAACUUGAGAGAUGAGAAAUACUACAGAAUGAAAAAAUUUGUUGAAGAAAAUGCCGAUGCUAUUAAACAAGCCCAGGGUGAGCAAGUGAGAGUAAUUGAGGACUAA
Molecule: messenger RNA, 429 nt
Organism: Lodderomyces oxycetoniae
Lineage: Eukaryota; Fungi; Ascomycota; Pichiomycetes; Serinales; Debaryomycetaceae
Exons: 1
Coding region: 1-429 (142 amino acids)
Source: RefSeq, a predicted model, not a curated record